This is a messenger RNA of Anguilla rostrata (American eel), 6168 nucleotides long. RefSeq names its product sterol regulatory element binding transcription factor 2 (gene srebf2). NCBI's taxonomy places the organism in Eukaryota, Metazoa, Chordata, Actinopteri, Anguilliformes, Anguillidae. The record is from RefSeq and is a predicted model, not a curated record. Gene Ontology annotation, cellular component: nucleus. Gene Ontology annotation, molecular function: protein dimerization activity; RNA polymerase II cis-regulatory region sequence-specific DNA binding; DNA-binding transcription factor activity, RNA polymerase II-specific. Gene Ontology annotation, biological process: positive regulation of transcription by RNA polymerase II; positive regulation of cholesterol storage. The transcript has 19 exons. The coding region runs from base 274 to 3756 and encodes 1160 amino acids.
UGUAAAUGACGUCAUCUGUGGCAAUCAAGAUGGCUACCGUUGGCGUGUAAAUGGGUCUUGUAAUACAGUUAGACGCCUCGCCGAGGCAUUUUAAAUCUGUUUCCUCCCUUUGACAGUUUUCCACUUGAUUAUAACAGUAGGGGAUAAUCGGAUAGCUAAAAGGUGCGCGAAUUAUUCCAGGCAGCCUAACUUACUGGAGCUCAUUUUCUUCUCUUCUUGCUUGAAAUCUCCAGUUAAAGCUGGGAAGCGAAGAGUCGCCGAAAUUUACCUAGCAUGGAGGGCGGGGAGUACAUAUCCUCAAUGGAAAAUAUGGAUCCGACCUUGUCAGAGCUUGGAGACGAAUUUACUCUCGGUGACAUCGAUGAGAUGCUCCAGUUUGUCAGUAACCAAGUGGGUGAAUUCCCCGACCUGUUUGAAGACCAAAUGGCCCAGGGGUCUCUCCAGAGCGCUGCUGGGGGUGCACCUCGUCCGACCCCUCAGGUACCCCAGACUGUCGCCCUCGCCCCAGCAGCUGCACCUGCUGCUCAGUCCCUGCCCCUCACCCCUCCCCAAACCCCCGCCCAGACCACGCCCCAGCUGCGGUCCCCUCCCCUGCUCCAGCCACGCCCUGCGCCAGCCCAGCAGAUCCAGCCCACCCAGACCCUGCAGGUCCAGACCCAGGCUGUCCCGAUGCAGACCCAGGCUGUCCCAGUCCAGGCCCAGGCCCUCACCGUUCAGACCCAGAGCUUCCCGGUCCAGACCCAGGCCCAGACUGUGAUGUUCGCCCCAACCCUCACCACCGCCUCCCCGUCCCGCUUCAUCCAGAACCAGGUCAUCUGUCACCAGAGUCCCACCACCAGCUUCCAGGUCCUGCAGCCACAGAUGCAGAGCAUUAUGACAUCGCCACAAGUUCAGCCAAUGACAAUACAGCACCAGCGUGUUCUGACACCAGCGGGCCAGACUAUACAGACGCUAUCAACGCCCUCUGCUGUACAUACAGUGUCACCGCAGAUGCAACAGGUCCAGCAGGUCCUUGUCCACCAGCCCCAGAUUUUGAAGACUGAUUCAUUGGUGCUGACAACUCUGAAGCCAGAUGGGACUCAGGUUCUGUCCACGAUGCAGAACCCAGCCAGCAUCACCACGCUGACCACGCCCAUCCAGACCACCGCCCUACAGGUGCCGACUCUGAUGGGCGGAAACAUUCUCACCACUGUACCUGUCAUGAUGGGAGGCGGAGACAAGCUGCCCAUCAAACAGCUGUCAUCAGGGGUGUCCCACAGCAUGGGUAACAGCAGAGCGGGCCUGGACCAGGGGUUAGGAGUGGGGAUGGGUCCCGGGACGGGCAUGAAGGAAGGAGAGAGGAGAACCACCCACAACAUCAUUGAAAAGAGAUACCGCUCCUCCAUCAACGACAAGAUCCUGGAGCUCAGGGACCUGGUGAUGGGCAACGACGCCAAGAUGCACAAGUCGGGAGUGUUGCGAAAGGCUAUCGACUACAUCAAGUAUCUGCAGCAGGUCAACCACAAACUGCGGCAGGAGAACCUGACCCUGAAGAUGUCCAACCAGAAGAACAAGUCGGUCUGUCUGACGGAUGACUCCGUGGAGAUGAAGCCCGAGGUGGUGAUGAUGUCUCCCCCAGCGUCGGACUCGGGUUCCGGCUCCCCCCACCAAUUCUCCCCAUACUGCAUCGACUCGGAACCCGCCAGCCCCUUACUAGAGCACGAGCAGGUGAAGAGCGAGCCGAACUCGCCCUCCUCCGUCGGAGUGAUGGACCGCUCCCGUCUCCUCCUCUGCGCCCUUACCUUCCUCUGCCUCUCCCUCAACCCCCUGCCCUCGCUCCUGGGGUCCGAGGCCCGGGGCGGGGUGUCCGAUGCCCGCGGGGCGGGGCCCGGCUGGGUGGCCGCGGGAGGAGGGCACGGGCCCACCAGGUCCCUGUUCGGCCUGCCCAGUCAAACCCAGAACUUUGCUGGAUGGCUGUGGUGCCUGUUGCCCUGGGUGAGUGUGUGGGUAUUGAGCGGCGUGGGGGCCGUGUGGGGGUGCGUCAGAGUGCUGUACCUCUGGGAGCCCAUCACCCCCCUCCACUCCCCCAAAUCCGUCUGCUUCUGGAGACACCGGAAGCAAGCAGACCUCCACUUGCACAGGGGUGAUUACGCCGCUGCAGACGCCAGCCUGCAGACCUGCCUGUCUGUCUUGUCCCGGGCCCUGCCGACCUCCGGUCUGGACCUGGCCUGCUCGCUGUCCUGGAACGUGAUUCGCUACUGCUUGCAUCGGCCCACCCCGCUGGGCUGGCUGGUGCGCCAGAUUGGAGGGAGGCACAAGGGGGAGGAGUCUCGGACCAGCGCCCGAGACGCAGCGCUGGUCUACCACCGCCUGAGUCAGCUGCAGCUCACCGGGAAGCUGGCUCAGCGCAGCAGUCUGUGGGGCCUGUCUCUGUCUCUCAGUGCGGUGAAUCUAAGCGAGAGCGCUCAGGGGAAGAUGGCCCCGGCCCAGCAGGCCGAGAUCUACGUCACUGCGGCAACGGCACUCAGGGUCCUGCUCGGACACCACCUGUCCUGUCUGCCUGGAUACCUGUUGAGCUGUGCCGAAGGCGUGGCCUGUCAGUCAGAUUCCAGGCCGCUCCCUGAAUGGCUGCGCUGGCUCUUCACCCCACUGGGCAGACAGUUCUUCUUGAGCUGUGAUUGGUCUGUGAAUUCUGAGAGUCGAGAAGGGGUGUACACUUCCCAACGAGAUCCAGCGGACCCCAUCUCCCAGCUGCAUCGCUGUUUCUGUGAGAAGCUACUGGAGAGAGCCGUGCAUUCCCUCAUACAACCACACUCUAACGCAGGCACCAGCAAGCGCAGGGAUGACAACGGGGAGUUCGCCAGUGCAUUGGAGUACCUCCAGCUGCUGAACAGCUGUACUGAAGAGCCGCCCACCCCCACACCCCCUUUCCCUCCCCCGCCCAGUCACAACGCCAGGCCAGUGGGAGACCCUGUGUGUCGCUGGUGGGCGUUGGUCCUGAAGGCAGCUGCCCAUUGGCUGCAGGGUGAUGAUGCGGUGGUGAGGUCACUGCUGGCCGAGGCAGAGCGCAUGCCCAGAGCCCUGCACACACUCGAUCACCCCCUGCCGAAGGCUGUGUCCCUGCUGUGCAAGGCCGUGCAGCUGAGUCUGACCUCCCAAAAGGGGGAGGGGACGCUGUCCUGCCAGGCACACUGUGAGCGGGCCAGCAGCUACCUGAACACCAGCAUCUCCCUGCCCCUCGCCCCGCCCUCUAACUGGCUCAACAAGGGGGUAGAGCUUCUGGUGUGCGACCUCCUGCUGACCCUGAGGACCAGCCUGUGGCAGCGAGGGGGAGGGGCCAAUGGGGAGCCAGGCCCUGUCCUGAGUUCUCAGCUGGCCGGAUUCCAGAGGGACCUGAGCUCUCUGCGCAGGAUAGGACAGUGCUACAGGCAGGCUCAGCACAAGGUGUUCUUGCAUGAGACCACGGUGAGGCUGAUGGCGGGGGCCAGCCCCACCCGCACUCACCAGCUGCUGGAGCACAGCCUGAGACGUCGCAGUCACAACCCGGAAUCUUCCGCAGAAGGGGAGUGCCUGCUGGGAGAGAGGGAGAGGGCUCACGCCAUCCUGCUGGCCUGCCGACACCUGCCCCUGCCCCUGCUGACCCCUCCAGGGCACCGCGCCCGCUUGCUGGCAGAGGCCAAGCGCACGCUGGAGCGGGUGGGCGACCGGCGCUCUGUACAGGACUGCCAACAGAUCCUGCUCCGGCUGAGUGGAGGAACCACCAUCGCAGCCUCCUGAGGAAAUGCACACAGUCUACGCACACUUUACACACACUUUAUACAUAGCCUACACAUAGCCUCCUCCCAGACUACACCCAGCGUUCACAUAGCCUACACCUACCUUACACAUAGCCUACACCCAUCUUACACAUAGCCUACACCCAGUCUACACAUAGUCCAGAUCAGCUGAGCUAAAUAUGACCAUACGUGUAUACAUCCCCACCCAUGUACAGGUACACCUCCAUAAUGUGCAUGGCCUCCUCCAUGCACUGAUAUGCACACACAUACACACGCACACGCACACACCCAUACAGACUGCGUUAAUGAUACACAGACUGGGCCUCAGUUCACAAACCAUGACUGCAGACAUGUUUCAUACACACUGGAGUGACUGGGAAAGUGAUGUAGAAAAGUGAGACCGUGCUUGGAUAGGCUAUAAGGCAGAUUGGGUGAGCAGGCAGACCAGUAGAUGCUAUAUGCUAAUAGAUUAUGUACAUGCACUAGACACGUGCAGAUAUGCACAUACAUUUGCAUCACGCAGGUGUUAACAGGAACAAAGUCAGUCUGUGCUGACGUCUUUGUUUGUUUUUGUCAUUGGUGAUAGAAUGACUCCUGCAGUCACUCACAGUUUGUGUGUGUGUGUACGUGUGCUUAAAAGAGAGAGAAAUGUUUGUUUUUUAAAGUGUUUGUAUGCAUUUGACAUCACACUGCAGCUAAACAGGGAAUAUCCAUUACAGGAAGUAAUGCAGGAGGCAAUUGGAGCGCUUUGGUGCAGUAAGACUUGAUGCUGACCCUUUAGCAUUUAUGAUGCAAUGUUUAUUACUGAUUGCAAAAAUUCCUCCCCAGGCUAAUUUCUCUUAGUUGAGCAGUAGCAGUAUGUACCUACCUCAUUGACUGUACAGUGCUGGUUUACUGUAUCACAGUACAAUACUGCAUCAACAGGAAAUAGAAUAGUACAGUGUAAAUGGACUGUACCUAAAUGCAAUGCUCAUUGAAUAGCAUGGUGUAAUACUGUUGAAGUUGCACUGCAAAAUGCUCAUUUUGAUUCCAUUCGCAGUUGCUUUAGACCAGGGGUAACCAACCCUGUUCCUGGAGAUCUACAAUCUUGUAGGUUUUCACUCUAACCUUAACAAUGCACACCAUUCAACAGCUGAAGAUCAUGUUUCUAAUUAUUAGAAUCAGGUGUGUUAAAUUGGGGCUUAAAUGAAAACAUACAAGAAUGGUAGAUCUCCAGGAACAUGGUUGGUUACCACUGCUUUAGAUACACAACCAGACAGCACGUGAUUUGUAUAUAAUUGUACAGAACAGUGUAGAUUGAAGUCUUAAAACACGGGAAAAGAAAGCAAGAUGUUCUCACAAUAGAGACAAUAUAGGGGAAAACAUGAGAAUCCCCCAAAAAACCCUCCAAAACCAGCUAAUUUUAGGGGCCAGAUUACAGACAAGCUGCAGAAAACUUAGACUGGUGGGUGAGCUUUGACCAUGAUCGAUCUUUGAUCAUGCGUUCUUUGACUUGAAUGGUCAGAAAAUACUGCCGACCAACAUUUAUGGGGUCCAGCCAAAACGAGUCCGCUACUUGCAUUAAUGGGUAGUGAUAGAAAGACUUUUGAUAGAGCUUGUGAGCUUUAAGGCCUUAGUUUAGAUUGGAUUUCCCCCCCCCCCCCCCAUACUAUUGUCAUGCCUUCUGUAAUGACAAAUUAUUCAAAUGCUGUUGUCAUUAUACUUCUAUCAUUGUCAUCUUUGUCAUUUUUAUUUAAUAAUAGUAAUAUUAUUGUAUGUGUUUUGCUCAAAGCUGAUUGGUAAUACUUGGUUUUGGGAAGCGAGUGAUAUCAUUUUGUUAUUAGCGUUUUAUAUUUUAAAGGCAACUUUACAACUCUUCGUGUCAGAAGGGAAGGGUUAGAAACAAUAAAGCUGUUCUUUAUUAUUGAAUUGAUUUAUUUCUUUUGAAAGGUAGUGUGUUGUCUUCACUAUAAAAUAAAUUAGAAUCACGAUUUUAGAUAUUUUAGAUUUGUUCACAUGUACACUCGGACACACAAAGAUUCGGUGAUCAGCAGAUACUGCAACGCUCUUCCAAUAGCUGGUUUCCCGGAGAUUUAUAGGCUUGUGGCAAUAAGGUAGAAUGCUCAUCACGCGGAACGGUCCGACGUUCCUCCACAGAUAUGGUAGCUUCAGCUGAAGUACUGCUGCGGAAAAUUCCACUGGUGUGUCAGUUACUCCAUUCACCGAUACGAAUCUUUUCCAACCAAAAAAAAAAAAAAAACCCUCAAUACUGAGCUUGUGUUUACGCUACACAACGGUCCACUGUUGGUAGGGAUUUCACUAUUGCUAUGUUACAAUGUUUUGCAUUCCCUGUAUGUAUGUUUUGUUUCGGGCUUGUUAAUGUUCAUUUUUGUUUUUGUUUUUAAUAAAAGCUUAUAACAGUGGGAAGCAAAAA